Messenger RNA from Mauremys mutica (yellowpond turtle), 2202 nucleotides. RefSeq names its product olfactory receptor 14A16-like. Gene Ontology annotation, biological process: G protein-coupled receptor signaling pathway. The transcript has 2 exons. Gene Ontology annotation, molecular function: G protein-coupled receptor activity; olfactory receptor activity. Bases 119 to 1054 code for a protein of 311 amino acids. The record is from RefSeq and is a predicted model, not a curated record. NCBI's taxonomy places the organism in Eukaryota, Metazoa, Chordata, Testudines, Geoemydidae. Gene Ontology annotation, cellular component: membrane.
UACUUUCAAGGAGCUGACCCAAUUACACUAGUGUGAUAACGUGACUGAUUGAUUGUCAGAAGCGAGGAUCACUAACAACAUCUAAUCAUUCGAGCACACCUGUGUGCUGAGGAAGAAAAUGUCCAACCAAACCGCUGUGACUGAGUUCCUUCUCAUGGGAUUCUCUGAUGUUCGGGAGCUGCAGAUUUUACACUUUGUGGUGUUUCUACUGCUUUACCUGAUAUCCCUGCUGGGGAACCUUCUCAUCGGCAUAGCCAUAGCCCUUGACCACCAUCUUCACACCCCCAUGUACUUCUUCCUCAUGAAUCUGUCCAUCCUAGACCUUGGCUCUGUCUCUGUCACCAUCCCCAAAUCCAUGGCCAACUCCCUCAUGAACACCAGAUCGAUUUCUUAUUCUGGAUGUGUUGCCCAAGUCUUUCUCCUCGUCUUCUUUGCUUCAACAGAUUAUGCCAUACUGACCGUUAUGGCAUAUGAUCGAUACGUCGCCAUCUGCCAACCACUGCACUAUGAGACUGUGAUGAACAGGAGAGCUUGUGUCCAAAUGGCAGCCAGUGCCUGGGUCAGUGUUAUUCUCUACUCUGCAGUGCACACUGGAAACACGUUUGCAGUAUCCUUCUGUGGAGGCAACGUGCUGGAUCAGUUCUUCUGUGAAAUCCCCCAGCUCCUCAAGCUUGACUGCUCUGACUCAGACCUCAGUGAAGUUGGGUUUCUCAUCUUUAGUUUAUUUUUAUGCUUAAGCUGCUUUGUUUUCAUAAUUGUUUCAUAUGUUCAGAUCUUCACCACAGUGUUUAGAAUCCCCUCUGAGCAGGGCCGUCAUAAAGCCUUCUCCACCUGCCUCCCUCACCUCAUUGUGGUCUCCUUGUUUGUUGGCACUUCCACUUUUGCAUACCUGAAACCCAUCUUCAGCUCUCCAUCAGUUCGGAAUCUCAUGGUGGCCGUUCUCUAUUCUGUGUUGCCACCAAUGAUGAAUCCGGUCAUCUACAGCAUGAGGAACAAGGAGCUCAAAAGUGCACUGAGUAAACUGAAAGGUUGGAGGUUAUUUAUUAAGAAUUAAGUGUCCAUAUUUAUCUUUUAAUCAUGAUUUCAUUCUGUGUUUCUUUAGAAAUGUAAUUAUCUGACAUUAUUGUCUUCAUGAGAACAUAACAUGCUAUCUCUUCAUGCAGAAUUGGGUAUUUGCACUAGUAAAAAUCCAAACAAAGUUGACUGAGGAAAAAAAAACAUUAUUAAAGGUACACCAAUGUAAAUAAGAUCAGAAUCUAUCUAUCUAUCUAUCUAUCUAUCUAUCUAUCUAUCUAUCUAGUAAUUAUAAAGUGUUACCCAUCACCAUACUAUAUGAGCACUUUGCACAUAAUGUCAGUAGCCAUAGCAAAAGUCUCUAGUGCAUUCUCUGGCUCUUCUUAUUUGGGGGGCUAAAAAUUCUGAUCGAGGUAUCAAUGUAUUUGCUGUUUGUUUCUCUGUUUUUUUAUUUAUUUUUGUUCAGCUGGUUGGUUGGUGGUUUAUUUUUUUUCUUUGUUCCAGGUGGUUUUGGAGGUGGAAAGUCCCAGGGAGAUAGUGAGUGUUUGGUUUGACAGGGUUUUCAAUGUUUGUCCUCUCUCAGGAGUGCCCAUAUGUCAUCUCUUUGAUGAGGUUUUUCUGAGCGUUCUGAAAAUUUGCUUCCCACAGUGAUAAAAGGGUGAAACGAGGUUUCUGCAUGGUUGAAUUCCUGCUGAAGUGACUAUGUAUAUACUGUUGGGGUAUUAUUAUAUUAUUAAUGAUGUGUUGGGGAACAAAGGGUCUCAGGGAGGCAUCUUUUUAUCAUUUUAACUUAAACGAUUAUGUAAAUACUGUGUCAUUGGUGCUGUGGUGGAAAGGCUCUUCUGAAGAGAAACUUUUUCAAGCAUUUCCUAAAGAAAAUCUGACUUGGGAUAAUGAGGCCAAAAUUGAAUCCCGUUGAAGUCAGUGUAGAUCUACUCACAUCCAAGCUGAGAAAGGAUCUCAGAAAUUAUUAGUUUUAGAAUACCAUCUUUGUGCAUGGCUGUGAACACUACAUAUAUGGUAGUCAAAGGCAAAGCAUGUGAUUAGAUAGACCUAACACACAACCUCUUUUUGUCAUAAAGAUGGAUUUUUUUAUUGUGAAUUAUGUUAGAUAGAUUAGAUUAGAUAAUUUAUGAACAUUAUUGUGCUUCUUUUCCUGUUAAUGAUUGUCUAUGUCCAAAGCAUGAU